UAAAUAUCGACUCGUUCAGUGUGUGCCAGCGAGCCCAUCCAUAGAUUCAUCUCUCCUCCCUGCGUUAGGGUUCCACUCCCAUUCCUCCUCCGGCCGCCACCUCCGCAUCGACCUCCUCGGUUGCCAUGGGCAUGGAUGACCACGAAUUCCGGCUGCUCACGAUCCCUCCGCCCAUCCACCCCGAGGAUCCGGACUCUCCUCUUCCGGAGACCAUCCUCAUCGACUCGUUCGGCUACCUCAGCAACCGCACCAACGCCACCACUGCCAAUGGCCGCAGGAGCAGGACCAAGAAGAAGGGCAAGCGCAUCCUGGUCACCUUCUGGCCGGCUGCCCCGCUGCGCGUCUCCUGCUUCACCGUCCACUGCCCAGAUCCGAAGGCCGACGCGUACGGCAGCAUCCCCAAGGUCUGCUACACGGAGGACGGCCUCGCCCUGCUCUGCGUCACCAUCUGCCCCGAGCGCCAGUACAUGUACGCCAAGAACAUCCGCUACUUCGUCUACCAGGCCGGCACCAAGAACACUCCGCCGUCGGUCAAGCUCGUCCACUCGCCCCCCGACUUCACCUUCUUCGACCACGAGGUCGCGUUGCUGCGCCGCCGCGACCAGGACAUGUUCUUCAUCGCCGUGCUCCGCAGGGCCUUCGUUGAGCGGGAGUACACCGACGGGCACUUUCAUCUCCACCUGUACAGCUCCAAGACAAAGACAUGGAGCACCAAGCUGAUGCGCCUUGAUUCGCCGCCGGAUUUUGAGUUCCAUUCUCGCAACAAGGGGAUCACCAUCGGAGGGGAGCAUGGCUCCGUUGGUUGGGUCGACCUUAGGCGCGGCAUUCUCAUCUGUGACCUUCUCCUCCUUGACAGCAACCAGAGCCUUCGCUACGUCCCGCUGCCUUCGCCGCUGUCGCCCGAGCCACUACAGCGUUAUCCGUUGUCUGUUCGGAACAUCGUUGUCCUCCAAGGUUACAUCAAGUAUUUCGAGAUGCACAAUAAUGUCAGACCGAGCUCAUACACUGGAAGCUCCCCGAUAUUAGAAGGUUGGAUUGCUGCAAAAAAAAGAUAAAAAUUUCAAGCAUUGGUUCUGGUAGUAACUGGGAGGAGGACUGCACUAUCAGAUGCUCUGAUGAUGUCCCGGUGGAUAACCAUGUGUAUGCCCAAAUGUUACCUAAUCCGCAGGAGGGUGAUGAUACCAAGCCAAACCUGAAGAAAAUUUGUGUAGGCUAUCCUGCUCUUAGCUUGCAUGAUGGUGAUGUUGUUUACCUCAUGCACACACCUGUUCCCCGGGAGGGUAAGGCCUGUGUGAUUGCUCUUGAUAUGAGGAACAAGACUGUAAAAGGUGUGGCUAAUUUUGGCUCUGGAAGACCCCUGGGUUAUCAUUUCACCUACCUUGAGAGUGGGAUCUCCAAGCAUCUAGGCAUUCUCUCAUCGACCAGGCAAAUAUCGAAUGCUGCUGAAACAAAUAGGGAUGUUAAGUAAGAAGCUUGUACAGCAGGCUGCUAUGAUUGGUGUGCAGGCUGGAAAGAAGUUUGAGUUCAAAUUGUUCGAAGGCAUGGUCAAAGCCCCGGUCCAAAAAAAGCUUAAGAUGUCUUUCCUACCUCAUCCGUGAUGCGUAUGAUGUGUUGCAUUGCCAAUGGACUUGUAUUACUAAAAAUCUUCUGCAUUGUAUCGACUAUAUUUGUUGGCCGUGUGUGUC
Triticum urartu is the source of this 1685-nucleotide messenger RNA. Lineage: Eukaryota; Viridiplantae; Streptophyta; Magnoliopsida; Poales; Poaceae. The record is from RefSeq and is a predicted model, not a curated record.